AUGGGUCUCCUAAGUGGCCUCGCCGGAUCGCCCUUUGAUCCGCUAGUCGACAAAGCAACCUCGGAGGAGAACACCGCCGAGGACUGGGCGCUGAUAAUGGACAUCGUCGACCGCGUCACCGUCGACUCGACCGGCGCCAAGGAGUGCCUGCGCUCCAUCCUCCGCCGCCUCAACUCGCCCAUUCCCGUCGUGCUGAUGCAGUGUCUCACGCUCACCGACGCCCUCGUCAGCAACUGCGGCAAAAAGUUCCACCUGGAGGUGUGCUCGCGCGACUUCGAAACGGCCCUGCGCAACAUCAUCGCCUCGAAGGCGCAGCCGAAGGUCUCCGAACGCGCCCGCCUGCUGGUGAAGAAGUGGGCGAAGGAGUUCCGCCACGACCCGCAGCUCGCUCUGAUGCCCGCCCUCUACGAGCGCCUGAAGAAGGAGGGCGUCAGCUUCGCCAGCUCGGAGCCGAAGCGCCGCGGCCCGGGGGCGAUUGAUCCGGCGGUGCUGAAGAACCCCGACGCCGUCAGCUCGGCGCAGGAGGAGGCGGACAUUCUCAAGGCGAUUGAGCU
Messenger RNA from Rhagoletis zephyria (snowberry fruit fly), 554 nucleotides. The record is from RefSeq and is a predicted model, not a curated record. NCBI's taxonomy places the organism in Eukaryota, Metazoa, Arthropoda, Insecta, Diptera, Tephritidae.